GCGGCACAUGUUCCAUCAACCGCAGCCCCAAGAACAGAUGAUCAGUGAUCGCCAUCGAAAGCGGCGGUGCCUUUUUCGCAGCUGCCACAGCCCACACGAGAGCUCCAUUGCUCGACCAACCCUACAAGAACACCGCCAGUCUCUCACCUACCCCCUGCUCUCCGUGCACCAGAUUUCCCUCUCACUCCUUCCUCUAAUCCUCUCCCUCUCCCAAGUCCCAAGUCUCCAUCACUCCGUGCUACGUCUCCCUCUCACUGACGCAGGAGAGCAAGAGAGGGUUACACUAACCGAAAAGACACCGAGCAAGAUCAACUGGCUUCUCAAGAAACAAGCAGGAGGAGUGCACACAAGCGAGAGAGACAACGACCCUGCUGCUGUAUCUGCAUUUUUUUUUCCUUUGGAUUCCCUGACUCGCAUGGUAUCUUGUCAGAAAGGCACGUACUUUUGUGUGCUUGCUGUUGUAGCGCCCUUGUCUCCUCUCCGGAAGUCCGGAUAGCCAAAGAGAAGAGAGACCCAGAGAGAGAGGGGGCAGCAAUGAGGUCAAUGUCGCCGCCAUUGCCGUUCCUCUGGUCCUCCAUCCUCGUCUUCUUGUUCCUGUUGUGUCGGCCAUUGGUGGCCAAUGGGAGGGCUCCGCCGCCCAUGGCUUCUUCCCCAUCUCCGGGGCCUUCUGCCGGGCCCGUGCAGCCGGCUCAGCGCAACCUCAACGGCAGCGGUGCCGCCGUGCUUCCUGCGGCUGCGGCGCCUCCUCCCUUGGUGGUCAUUGUGGUGGAGAGGCACCACCAUCUCCGCAGGGAGCUCAUCGCUGCCAUUGUCCUCUCCUCCGUCGCCGGCGUCACCAUCGUCCUUGCCGCGUUGUGUGCCUGCAUCCUGUGGCGGCGAUCACGCAGAGACCUCGACUCCAAGGAUACCCAGAGUUCGGAUACCGCAAGGAUCGCAUUCGUGCCAAUGUUGAACAGCUUCAACUCAUUCAAGACAAGCAAGAAUGGGGCUGCCGCGAUGAUGGAUUAUGCCUCUUUGGAGGCGGCGACCGGGAAAUUCAGCGAGAGCAAUGUGCUUGGAGUUGGUGGAUUUGGGUGUGUGUACAAGGCCAAUUUUGAUAGAGGAGUUGUUGCUGCAGUGAAGAGACUGGGUGGCGGGGGACAGGAAUGUGAGAAGGAAUUUGAGAAUGAGCUAGAUUUGCUUGGGAGGAUUCGGCAUCCGAACAUAGUGUCCCUUGUGGGCUUCUGUAUUCAUGAGGAGAACCGUUUCAUCGUUUAUGAGCUGAUGGAUAAUGGAUCACUGGAAACACAACUUCAUGGGCCAUCACAUGGGUCAGCUCUAACCUGGCACAUUCGAAUGAAGAUAGCCCUUGACACAGCAAGGGGAUUAGAGUACCUUCAUGAACACUGCAGCCCACCAGUUAUCCACAGGGAUCUGAAGUCUUCUAACAUACUUUUAGAUUCCGACUUCAAUUCUAAGAUAUCAGAUUUCGGCCUUGCAGUGACUAGUGGAAAUCACAGUGAAGGGAACCUGAAGCUUUCUGGGACUUUGGGUUAUGUAGCUCCUGAGUACUUAUUAGAUGGGAAGUUGACCGAGAAGAGCGAUGUAUAUGCCUUCGGAGUAGUACUUCUCGAACUUCUAUUGGGAAGGAAGCCUGUUGAGAAGAUGGCACAAUCCCAGCGCCAAUCGAUUGUUACAUGGGCCAUGCCUCAGCUAACCGAUAGAUCAAAGCUCCCUAACAUAAUUGACCCCGUAAUAAAGAAUGCAAUGGAUCUGAAGCACUUAUACCAAGUUGCAGCGGUGGCUGUGCUCUGUGUGCAGCCAGAGCCAAGUUACAGGCCACUAAUCACCGAUGUACUCCACUCUCUGACUCCCCUAGUGCCCAUGGAGCUUGGAGGGACAUUGAGGGUCGGCGCCGAAUCACCUUAUGCUACUCAGAACCAUUCUCCCUGUUGAGAUAAAAGAGAUGGACAUGGUUGGAAUCGGUGAUUCAAUUGGGUCUGUUCAUCCAAGUGGUUCAGAUAACUUAUGAUGUUGAGUGCGGGUUAUUGUUCCUUGCUUGCAUUGCCUUCCCUGGUGUUUGUCUGAGUGAGCUACUUCUUGUCAAGCUGAGUUGGUAGAGCUUUCGGGUUUGCAGAGAAAAGGGUGACAUCUCUCCCUGGCUGUACAAAGAAGAGCAUAAUGCCCUCUUUUUCCUUCUUCUUUCUUUUUGGAUCUGAUAACCGCUGUAUAGAUUAAAGAUUUUUCACACUGUAAAUCAAUACCAGAAUUGAAGAGAUCUUUGCCCCA
Messenger RNA from Phragmites australis (common reed), 2268 nucleotides. RefSeq names its product probable receptor-like protein kinase At1g80640. The record is from RefSeq and is a predicted model, not a curated record. The coding region runs from base 535 to 1935 and encodes 466 amino acids. Gene Ontology annotation, biological process: protein phosphorylation. Gene Ontology annotation, molecular function: ATP binding; protein kinase activity. NCBI's taxonomy places the organism in Eukaryota, Viridiplantae, Streptophyta, Magnoliopsida, Poales, Poaceae. The transcript is spliced from 10 exons.